CAAACCCGGAAACAGUGACGUUUCCAAGCUAGCAGCUUUUGUGUAUCAGGAAGAAGAUAAUGUUUUCCAAUUAAUUAUUGUAAAAAAGUCGUCUUAUUAAGAGCAGACAGCUAAGCUACACUAAUAUCAGUUACUUUUGGUUUUCAGCCAGCUGUUGUCGGUUUUGUCAAGCCAGCUGGACGCAUUUCAUCUUGUUUUUAAUUUGUGCAUUUGUCAGCUGGCCGACGGACAGUAUGGACGGUGAGGCGGACGGCUUGGUGGUGGAUGAGUCCGGGAGGAAGCGGAGGGUGCACGGCAUGCUGAAGCUCUACUACGGCUUGAACGAGGAAGGAAAGGCCGCGGAGCAGGCGGAGUCCCUGGAUCCCUGCGACAUCAACGGGCCGCAUUUUGACCCCGAGCAUUUCCUCAACAAGCUGAGAAGGGAGUGCUCUCUCGCGGAGUUGAUGGACCAGGAGACCUGCAUGGUCAAGCAGAUCCGCUCUUUGGACAGUGACAUGCAGACGCUGGUGUAUGAAAACUACAACAAGUUCAUAUCUGCCACAGACACCAUAAGAAAGAUGAAGAAUGAUUUCAAAAAGAUGGAGGAUGAAAUGGAUUGCCUGUCUGCUAACAUGGCAGCAAUCACUGAGUUCAGUGCUCGGAUCAGCGGUACUCUUCAAGACCAACAUGCACAGAUUACAAAACUCUCAGGGGUUCACACUCUGCUAAGGAAGCUGCAGUUUCUCUUUGAACUGCCUGCUCGAUUAAACAAGUGUCUGGAGCUGCAGGCCUACGCUCAGGCAGUCAGAUCACACCGCCGCGCCCGCUGUGUGCUACAGCAGUACAGCCACCUGCCCUCCUUCAAGGGAAUACAGGACGACUGUCAUGCUAUCAUGGACAAGCUGGCGCAGGAGCUUCGGCAGAAGUUCAGGGAUGGUGGGUCAAGUGCAAAAGAUUUAUCAGAGUGUGUGGAGCUGCUGCUACAGUUGGACGAGCCAGCGGAGGAGCUUUGUGAUAAAUUCCUGAGCCAUGCACGGUCUCGACUUGAGUCGGACCUCCAGGGUCUGGAAGCAGAGAUAAGACCGUACCCGUGUGCCUCAGCCGUGAAAGAUGCAUCUGCACGCAGGUUGUCAUCUACUGCAGCCGCUGGAUCUCCCACUGAUAACUCCCCUACAGCGAGCACUAUCCCGUCUCCCUCCUCAAACACUGACAUCCUGGAAUUCAUUGACCAAGGCUGCAAUGAAUUUGUCAGCAGCUUGUGUUUAGUAAUAACCUCUUAUCAAGAACUAUUUAUCAACCAUGCUCAGAAAGGUGAGCUAGCAUCUAAAAAUAUUCCUCAGAUGGCAAACGGUAAAUUGCAAGCCUUUGUGGAUGAUCUGGCUGCUCGGUAUUUCUCGCUGGUGGAGCGGAGGAUACAAGAGGAGAAAGGGGUCGGGGAUAACUCCCUCCUGGUCCGAGCACUCGACCGUUUCCACCGCAGACUUCAGGCUGUGACCAAACUGCUGCCAGGCUCUGCCGUGCCAAACCAGGGGACUGAGAUUGUGAUACGGGCAGCGACAGAGCGAGUCAAGCAGUACCUCGCUGCCCUGCAGAGCUUCUACAUGGACAGCUUGACGGACGUGAGGCAGGCCCUGGCCACACCUCGGCUCUCUGUGGCCAGCGCUUCAGUGGCUGGAGGCGGAGCUCUUCUAGGGGGGGCGGCCUCCGGCAGAGAUGCUCCGACCAGCCUGCCAGAGCUGCUCUCCUCCCUGUCAGCCUCCAUUCUCAAUCAGAUCAAGUCCGUGCUGGCAUCAGUGCAUCUCUUCACAGCGAAGGACAUUACGUUCUCCAACAAGCCGUACUUCAAGGGUGAAUUCUGCAGCCAGGGUGUACGAGAGAGCCUGGUGGUGAGCUUUAUAAAGUUUGUGUGCCAGUCUUCUCGCCAGUUUUGUGAGAGUGCAGGGGACAAGGGAGGUUCCACCCCUCCGGCCCUUCUGCUGCUGCUGUCUCGUCUCUGCUUAGACUAUGAAACCUCUACCAUCUCCUACAUACUCACUCUCACAGAUGAACAGUUCCUUGUGCAGCACCACAGUCCUGUAACACCUGUCACCACGUUAUGCACAGAAGCCAGGGAGGCUGCACAGAAACUACUGAACCAUUAUGUAAAGGUUCAGGGCCUGAUCAUCUCCCAAAUGUUAAGGAAGAGUGUCGAAACAAGAGACUGGGUAAACACCAUCGAGCCACGAAAUGUCCGUGCUGUGAUGAAACGAGUGGUAGAGGACACCACCUCCAUUGAUGUGCAGGUUGGUCUUUUGUAUGAAGAAGGUGUGAGGAAAGCACACAGCAGUGACUCCAGCAAAAGAACUUUCUCAGUCUACAGCAGCUCGAGGCAGCAAGCCCGCUAUGCUGCCAGCUACACUCCAAGUGCUCCCAUGGAUACCAAUCUGCUGAGCAACAUACACAAGCUGUUUUCUGAGAGGAUUGACAUUUUCAGCUCCGUGGAGUUCAACAAGGUCUCCGUAAUGACCGGAAUCAUCAAAAUCAGUUUAAAGACAUUCCUGGAGUGUGUCCGCCUGCGCACCUUCGGCCGUUACGGGCUGCAGCAGAUCCAGGUGGACUGCCACUACCUGCAGAUGUACCUGUGGCGGUUCGUCUCUGAUGAGAACCUCGUGCACUUCUUGCUUGAUGAGAUAGUGGGGAGCUCCGCCCACCGCUGCCUGGAUCCCGCCCCGAUGGAGCAGAGUGUGAUCGAAGUCAUCUGUGAACGAGGUUAAAGCUCAAAGUGCAGCAGAGUCACAAACACAGACAUAACUGCAAUGUACACUGGGGUUGUGUAUCCAGGUUUAAACACUUUCUUUUACAUAAUUACUGUUAAAUGUUUAAUUUAUUGAUCCAGGCUCAAAUUAUACUGUUAAAUGGCACAAUGAUAGCACUAUUACUGCUUUAAAAAAUAUCAACAAAUCACUAAAGAAAAUCAAACAUUUUGUUCUUAUGUUGUCAAGAUGUCCUUGACUGACCUAAAUUUGGGACCCAUCAGCAUCCCAGGCACUUGCCAUACAAAGUGCACAUAAGCCUCUAGUACUUGAGCUUAAUAUAUCAAUUAUCUUUUUCGGACCAUAGAAUAUGAGAAGAGAAACCCUCUUAUCUCUAGCAUCAAAAAUAGAAGAAAAAUGAAUUAUCCAUGAUACAAGCAAACAUUUAGCCUAUGUUCCCCUUUGAAGGAAACUUAUUUUAUAUGAAUACAGAAAAGUUGUGCCCUGCAGAAAUCUCAUGUUAACUUUUUUUUUUUUGCUGACUAAUUUGGAAUCUGAAUGUAACUGAUUAUGUAACCCAUGUCUAACACUAAAGUAACUACAGCAGACUUACUGUAACUCUUGCCUUCUGGUUAGUGGAUUGUCUGUUUUCUGUGCAUGUCUUCCACAGAUAAACCAUACGUUUAGGAAUGUGUAUGUCUACAAUAAAAGUGUACCAAUGUAUGAUUCAAAA
Centropristis striata (black sea bass) is the source of this 3444-nucleotide messenger RNA. It is a transcript of the gene vps51, whose product is annotated as VPS51 subunit of GARP complex. Gene Ontology annotation, biological process: endocytic recycling; lysosomal transport; retrograde transport, endosome to Golgi. The transcript is spliced from 11 exons. Gene Ontology annotation, cellular component: EARP complex; membrane; GARP complex. Bases 234 to 2732 code for a protein of 832 amino acids. The record is from RefSeq and is a predicted model, not a curated record. NCBI's taxonomy places the organism in Eukaryota, Metazoa, Chordata, Actinopteri, Perciformes, Serranidae.